CCCAAAAAACCUCUCAGCACCACCGAAACGGUUGUCUCACAUUUUCUUCCAACUUUCAUCUUCUUGGCAAUGGUCUGGAUAGCUGCUUCCUUUUAGCUAUCACAGUAUCACAGUAGCUACUACUCAUCAUCUAUUCUAUUGAACUCAAUUUUUAUUUAUUCAAUUACAAUCCAGCCACGAUGCAGCACGACGAGAUGAUAUGGCAGGUGAUCAAUCACCAGUUUUGUUCGUUCAAGACAACGAUUGGCAAGGCCAAGAGCGACAAGACGCAUUUCUGUCAACAUCCGUACUCGGUAACGGGGUUGUGCAAUCGAACUUCGUGUCCGCUUGCGAAUUCCAAGUACGCGACGAUUCGAGAAGAAAAAGGACGCGUCCAUCUCUACAUUAAAACGGUGGAACGAGCGCAUUCUCCCAAGAAUCUGUGGGAAAAGAUUCUCUUGUCGCGCAAUUAUUCCAAAGCCACGGCACAGUUGGACGAACAUUUGGCGUACUUUCCCAAGGUCCUCAUUCAUCGCAACAAACAGCGAUUGACCAAAAUUCAUCAAUAUUUGAUUCGCAUGCGCAAAAUCAAACUCAAGGAAAUUGCCGGACGCAAAGCCAAAAUGGUAGGCAUUCAUCGCAAGAUUGAACAACGCGAAGAACGCAGAGAACGCAAGGCAUUGGUGGCUGCCAAGUUGGAACGCAACAUUCAAAAGGAGUUGGUGGAUAGAUUGGCCAAGGGAACCUAUGGAGAUAUCUACAACUUUCCAGAAGCGCCGUACCAAAAGGCAUUACAGCAACAACAAGAAAAGGAAGAAGAGGAAGAGACGGAUGAAGAAACAGAUGAGGAAGAGGAAGGAAUGGUCGAGUAUGUGGAAGAUUUGGAAUCGGACGAAGAAGAAGAGCAAGAAGAUAUUGAAGAUGUCCAGUACAUGGGAAAUGGAAAGUGGGGAAGUGAAGAAGAAGACGACGAUGAUGAUGGCAGUAAUGAGGACGAUAGCAGUAGUGAUUCUGACGAGAGUGCAGAUUCAGAAGAUGACAGACCGUCAAAGAAAUCCCGUGGAAAUGAUCCCAAAUCCAAAAAGAAGAAACCUAGCAAACCGGCUGCUAGAAAGAAAUCGGGAACUCGUAUUGAAAUCGAAUACGAAGAAGAACGGGAAGAUGAAGCCAUGCCUGCGGCUGCUGCCACUGUCGAUUGGUAAUAGAUAUUGCUUUUGUUUUUGU
Molecule: messenger RNA, 1203 nt
Organism: Seminavis robusta
Lineage: Eukaryota; Bacillariophyta; Bacillariophyceae; Naviculales; Naviculaceae
Source: the annotation of a GenBank genome assembly